GACAGAUUAACCCUGUAAACUUAAGGAUUAAUUUAUUUUUGGAAAUCAAGUGCAAUAUUAAGAGGAAAACAAACUGUACUGCACAUUAUUGGAAGCCAUUUCUGCUAAUUUUAUUACAUUUUAAAAUUUAUGAUUUGAUUUGAAUACUAUCAUGGGAGGAGCAGUGAGUGCUGGGGAAGAUAACGAUGACUUAAUUGAUAACUUAAAAGAAGCUCAGUAUAUCCGCACUGAAAGAGUGGAGCAAGCCUUCAGAGCAAUUGAUCGCGGAGAUUACUAUUUGGAAGGCUACAGAGACAAUGCUUACAAAGACUUAGCCUGGAAGCACGGGAACAUACACUUGUCGGCGCCUUGCAUUUAUUCUGAAGUUAUGGAAGCAUUGAAACUUCAACCAGGAUUGUCUUUUCUUAACCUGGGAAGUGGAACCGGAUAUUUAAGUACAAUGGUGGGCUUAAUUUUAGGUCCUUUUGGAAUAAAUCAUGGGAUUGAGCUUCAUUCAGAUGUGGUGGAAUAUGCCAAGGAAAAGCUGGAGAGCUUCAUCAAAAAUAGUGAUAGCUUUGAUAAAUUUGAGUUCUGUGAACCUGCAUUUGUGGUUGGCAAUUGCCUCCAGAUAGCAUCUGACAGUCAUCAGUAUGAUCGAAUUUAUUGUGGAGCUGGAGUGCAGAAAGACCAUGAAAACUACAUGAAAAUAUUACUGAAAGUUGGAGGCAUUCUAGUCAUGCCUAUAGAAGAUCAGUUAACACAAAUUAUGCGAACUGGACAAAAUACUUGGGAAAGUAAAAAUAUUCUUGCUGUUUCAUUUGCUCCACUUGUGCAGCCAAGUAAGAAUGAUAACGGCAAACCCGAUUCUGUGGGACUCCCCCCCUGUGCGGUCAGGAAUCUGCAGGACUUGGCUCGUAUUUAUAUUCGACGCACACUUAGAAAUUUCAUAAAUGACGAGAUGCAGGCCAAGGGGAUUCCUCAGAGGGCUCCACCCAAAAGGAAAAGAAAGAGAGUUAAACAGAGAAUUAACACUUACGUCUUUGUGGGUAAUCAGCUUAUUCCUCAGCCCCUAGACAGUGAAGAGGAUGAAAAAAUGGAAGAAGAUAAAGAAGAGGAAGAGAAAGAUGACAGUGAUGCCAUGAAGCCAGAGGAGCCGCCUCAGAAUCUACUGAGAGAAAAAAUCAUGAAGCUCCCUCUCCCUGAGUCCUUAAAAGCUUACUUGACAUAUUUUAGAGAAAAAUAACUUAAAUCACGAAGAAAGAAUGCCUACUGAUAAUUCCUUAAGUCUUGAAAAUGUAGCAUUUGUUAGAAGUUAAAGGAGAGAGAAAUCUCUCUUACCAGCGAAUUAUAGUGGGUGGGUGGGGGGGGAGUAUAACGUUUCUGUCUUACUAAUGAUGUAUACAGUGAUUAAAAAUAAUCCCUUUUAUAAAAUAUAUUUUUCUUUAAAUCUUGGAAAAAUUGCUGUUUUAAUUCAGUGACUUCAAAAGUGGAAUACAACAAUAGUCAAGACUUUGUGUACUUUAAGUUUUUCUGAUUCCCCACAGAUUUGUAGUAGUGAGGGGUGGACUUCAUUUUAUAUAAGGUUAAAUAAUUGUUAAGCAUAUGCAACCUUAUUUGAAUUGCAGUUUGCCUUUCCUGUAUGGAAACUCAAAUGCUUUGUAGACCCACUUACCUUCCUAUUUUUGCAAUCACUGUUGCUGAGUUACUAUAGAUGCAUUCCGGGCAAUAUAUGAGUGCAAUAACAAUAAAACAUUGAGGAAUUUAGCUUUAAAAAAGCUUCAUGGAAUUCAACAGCACUGCUACUUUUGCUUUUGAAUCUAUUGCCAAAAGACAUGGGAAAAAUACCUGCUUCUCUCAUAGAGAUUUUAAGAGCAUACAUCAAGUGAACGUUAAAGUAAAACAUAUAUGCUUAAUACUCAUAAUUUGUAUGGACCCUUUACAUUUUCAGUAUUUAAAAACGAUGAGGUUAUAUUACUCUGGAGUUUUAGAAGAUAGUAUAUUUAGGAUUGUUUUUUCUAUAGUUCACUGUGUAAAGUAUUUGGUUUUAAAAAAUCCAUUUUCUGUAUGACUGUUGAUAGCACAGUGAGUGAAUGAAAAGCAUGAGUGAUGGCCACUUGUGGGUCGUGCUCGGUGGCAGGGCCUGAGCAGAGUUGGUUAUAGCAGGUGCACUUUAGCAAAUGGAACUUCUAGUUCGUCUGAGUACUUAUCUUUGGCUGAGCUAGUCGACAUUUGCUUUGAAAUUCAUUUUCGUAGUAUAAGGAAUAUUCACACAAAUUGUAUAUAGAUGCCUUUUGCUUUGAAAAUCUAGUUCCAAGUCAUAGUGUAAUCUUUAGGACCCACAUUGUGCUCAUUUAAUUUCUUCCCAUGUCUCUUGUUUCUUUUGGUAAAAUUAUAAUUUUCUUUUUUUUUUUUUUUUGCUGAAUGUCACAUAAUUAAACUAUCAUUUGACUGUUAGUUAUAGCUUUUCAGUGAUAACACAAGUAGUAAAUGCCAUUUUUAGUGUCUUUUCAUCAUACUAGGGCCUGAAAUCAGUCACUUUUGUUAAGAAGUUAUGCGAUACAGCCUAGUUAGUAAUUAGUGUCACAAGGAUUAUGUAAUAUUUAAAAUGAAAAUCUGAGAGUAUCACUUAUUACCAUCCGCAUCACUGUUAAAAUAGUUGAUCAAAUAUGCUUCAGGAAACCCAAUCAGUGUACAGUGAAAGGAUUAUCACCUCUGCACAUAUUCAAUUAGUAACACAUAGAUGCUUUUAAAAAAUAUAUCAGUUCUGGAAAUGCCACAUGUCUAAAAGCAAGUGUUUAAAAUAUUCUAUGCGUAAACGAUCCUAAAUAAAUGGGAACAUUUCAGUCACAUAAAAGAUAAUUUUAGGGAAGGUGUUUGUUUUAUACCAGUGACAGAGGCUAGGAGUUGGGUUGGAGUAGCUCCACAAAUUUUCUCAGAUUAUUACUAAACUGUUACUGUUAAACACCUCAUGCCAUUUCUAUCAAGGAAGUAGUUUUAUACAAUUGUCAUCUAUUUUAUUUUGAAUUAAAUAUUAGUUUUAGAAGUUUAAUCUUGAAUUCCUGGGUAUUCACAUAUUUUUACCCAGCACCCCUCCACACACAUGGGUGGUUUUCGGAGCUGAUCCAGAUAUGCAGACGUACAUAGUCUUAAUGGUGGUUUCACUGUCAGGAGAGAGCUUUUAUCUAGGCUGACUUUGAAUAUGGGCUUUUUCAUCGCGUGUUUGAGUCUGUUGACCUUGGCAACGUGCACAGCUGGUUUUCACGAUGGCAUGUUUUUGUCGUUGAAAUGUAUCCUUUUUUACUUUAAAUGCAUUCAUUUUACAGCUGUGGCUUUAUUAUCGACUUUAAAGAAAGAAAUAGAAAUAAAAACGGAUAAUUCAACUGAAAGCCCUUUUAUGUAUUAAUGGGAAUAUGUUAGAAUGAUUAACAAUAUGUUGGGUUUGUGUUUAUUUUUCAAUGCAUUCAUGUUUACUUGAAUAUAGGUGAUUAUGCUUUAUAAGUGGAGAAGUAUCAAAAGAUGAAGUAAAAUUAAUUGAAAAUGAUGAGCAUAUCAUGUGAUUGUUAUAGCCAGAUAAAACAAUAGAAAUAACCUAACCCAGUAAAUUAUUUUGCAAGAGAAAAUAGGCCUGGGGAGGUAGCAUGAUUUCCUAAAUCAGACAGCUUGUUGGAGAUGGCUCAAAACAGUGUCCAGCAUCUGAUAAAUCCCAAGGAAUUUGUCAAUGGCACCAUAACUGCGAAGAAAAUAAUUUAAAUCUAUACUGCUUAUUGGUCUAUAUAUUUGGUUCUAGUACCAAUAAAGGAAAAUGGCAUUAAAAUGGCACAUGUAGUGGUUAAAAUAAAAUAUAAAAAUAAUGUGUUGGUUUCUAGCUGUCUGAGGGCAUAAAAGUGAAGCAAAACUUGUUAAAUUGUGGGAAGACUUGGAAAAUUAUUUUAAAUAAACAAUUGCAUAUAAUGAAACCA
Messenger RNA from Myotis davidii, 3938 nucleotides. It is a transcript of the gene PCMTD1, whose product is annotated as protein-L-isoaspartate (D-aspartate) O-methyltransferase domain containing 1. The record is from RefSeq and is a predicted model, not a curated record. Lineage: Eukaryota; Metazoa; Chordata; Mammalia; Chiroptera; Vespertilionidae. The coding region runs from base 152 to 1222 and encodes 356 amino acids. Gene Ontology annotation, cellular component: cytoplasm. The transcript has 6 exons. Gene Ontology annotation, biological process: protein modification process. Gene Ontology annotation, molecular function: protein-L-isoaspartate (D-aspartate) O-methyltransferase activity.